ACUGGAAUAAAUCAAAUCAUUACACUGAAAAUAUGCCACACUUUUUAUUCAAGUGCCCAAACACUUGAAUGAUUGAAUAAAGUCACAUCGUAGAUCUAAUUGGUUUGUGUUUCAACAUCAAUCCAAACCACUAUCAAAUGCAAGUGUUUGGGCGGUUGACUUUUUGGUAUUUUUUAACAUGUUAUUUUCAUUCGGGUGGCUCAAGCUUUUCAAUUGUUUUGCUCAUGAAUUUGUCCCACCUUCUUGAACUAUUCAAAGUGAUGAGCAAAACACUUGAAAAUGAUCUUAAGAUCUACCCAAAACAGGCACUAUUCAAAGUCAACGUGAUUAUCCACAUGAAUUUAAUUUGUUUCACUGAUUGAUUUUUGCGCGACUUUCAUCGAAGGCUAGAAGCGAGGCAAGAACCAAUAGCACAAAAAACUCUCCCGUCUUCAACUGGCCGGCCGGCGCAGUGGUAGCGUGCACGACUAGCAAGCGAGAACCUGUAAAUCGCUUGUACGUAAUUUUAUUUUUCAACACCAUUUAAAAUUCAAGUGUUUGGCUAUUGACAUUAUUUCAUGGCCAAUCACCGAAAUUUCAAGUGUUUUGCGAUUGAUAUUUGAGUGCUCUGUACAGCAGGGCCAGAUCAUGUGUAGAACACUUCGUUGAGCUGUGUAAGUUUUGCUCAGUGUAAGUCAAUUUUAUUUAGCGUAUCAUGUUUUGACAGAUAAUUUCAAUCUAUUCCGCUGUAAAUAAACAGAACAAUCGCAAACACGGAAACAACGUAAACAAAAAGUUGUAAAAAAAUUGUUAAGAACAUUGUUGAAUUUCGCGCUGUUCAAAAUAAUUCAAAGUGAACAAAAAAAAAACCCUUCACAAUGUCCAUCGUGCAACGUCAUCGAAUCAACUUUCAUCCCCAGGAAGUGCAAGCCCUGCUGAAGGCAUGUCUCAUCUACAAGGUGGAACAGUUCCGACAGGCUGGCAAGAGCACUGGCCACCUGUUCUACGACAUCCAGCAGGAGAUGGCCAAGUACGGAGAAUUUCCCGAGCGACCGUUGUUCCAUCUGCGUGCCCACUACCGGCGGGUUCAAAAGCGGUACAAGCAAGGCCGCAAACCGUAUCCACCGGAAGCGCGCGAACUUUGGGGAAGGCUCGAGGAGGAAACCGAUGAUCAAGUUAUAGAAAACGAUGAAACAUGGAAAGCUCUUACAGAACAGAGAAUCCUCCUGGAAGCUGGUUGCCGGUAUCUCACCAAGUCGGAACUUGCCGAACUUAUCCGGGAAGCAAUUGAGAAGGACGUUGAGAUCCAGCUAGAUGAGAAGCAGAAGGAAACGUUCAAAGCUAUUCUGAAUAAUAUGCAUUCGAAGAAGCUUUUUGUAGGUCGAAAUGCAGAUGAUCUCCUUAGGACUUACCACAGGAUGAAGAAACGAUUUCUCAAAGGCAAACAUAACCGCGAGUUUCCCGAGUCGGCGGCCAAGCUCUGGACUAGAGUAGAAGCGGUUGUGCCGGAAUCGGUCGAUCCCCACUUUUCUGCUGUGGCUUUUCCUGUUCAUAAAAAUGAGGACAACGUUGAAAUCGACGCAAAAGCUGUUUGCUCGCUUUGCCAAGGUUGCGCGUACGAGUUCAAGCACCUGUUUCGAGAUAUGUAUCAGAACCAAACCUAUGCGGAAAUUAUCAACCAGACUUUGAACGUGAAGAUGGUGUGGAAUGGACAAUCUUCUGCAGUAAUUUGUCAGCUUUGCUCAACCUACGUUGAGGGCUUACCAAUUUUCUGGAAACAAUGCAGGGAAAGCUGCGUCAAGUUGAACUUCGAGUUGGUGACCAAAGAAGAACCAGUGCUGGAAGAGCCCACCUUUUGGGGAAACAACUCUGGUGCAAGUUCCCCAGCGCAUGAUAUCGAUGAUGCAUUUGAAGAAAUGUUGUCGACAGAAACACCAAAUCCGACGAUUGACUCGGAAGAGACACAUUCCAUCGACAAGAGCAAGGCUCUGAGUAAAGAUCAACGGACCACAGAAUUGACCAGAGAAGAGCUGAACAUGCUGAAAUUCAAGGAGAGCUUGCCAUCGAGCUCCAAGCGCAAAGAUAAGAGGGCAAAGCAAUGCGACCUGUGCGGUAAAACUGUAAUCGACCUCAAAACUCACCUCGAUAGUCAUUACAAUGUCAAGUCGCAUGCCUGUGACCUUUGUCCGAAGAUGUUUACUAGUCGUCAUCAGCUGCGUUCUCACCGCAACACUCAUACUGGCGCGAUAAAAUAUGCUUGCUCGUACUGCGACGCUGUGUUCGACGUGUGGCAGAGCAAAAAAUAUCACGAGAAAAAGCACGUUGUGGAGAUGAACAACAUCUCUUACAACUGUGACCAGUGCAAUGCUACGUUUAAAGUAGAAAGGAAUCUCCAACAUCACAUCAAAUUCAAGCAUCUUCAAAUGCGUAAACUUCAGUGCUCCCAGUGCGACUUUGCCACAAUCAACAAAACACGACUGGUGAACCACGUGCGCAGCAUUCACAGCAAGGAGCGUCCGUUCCAGUGUCCGUACUGUAGUUUUAACUCAAACAGCAACACCGGUUAUUUCAUUCACUUUAAGCGACACAAAAACAGUGGUGUAGCGAAGGUGUAUCACAUCCGGUGCGGGUACUGCGAAGAAACGUUCUUGAAGGACUCCGUUUUUGAAAAGCACAUUCUUCAGGAUCACCCCGAUCGGGCGAUUAAGGUGUAAGGGGUUGGGAUUUUAUAUAUUUAUUGUUUUGCUGUUGGAAUAAAUGUCAGAAAAUGUCUAAUUCAAGUUAAAAUUAAAUUG
Molecule: messenger RNA, 2774 nt
Organism: Culex pipiens pallens (northern house mosquito)
Lineage: Eukaryota; Metazoa; Arthropoda; Insecta; Diptera; Culicidae
Product: zinc finger and SCAN domain-containing protein 12-like
Exons: 5
Coding region: 858-2693 (611 amino acids)
Biological process (GO): regulation of DNA-templated transcription
Molecular function (GO): RNA polymerase II cis-regulatory region sequence-specific DNA binding; DNA-binding transcription factor activity, RNA polymerase II-specific
Source: RefSeq, a predicted model, not a curated record